Molecule: messenger RNA, 936 nt
Organism: Stylonychia lemnae
Lineage: Eukaryota; Ciliophora; Spirotrichea; Sporadotrichida; Oxytrichidae
Source: the annotation of a GenBank genome assembly
AUGCAAUCACAAACACUUAGUAACAGCAUCUAAAAAAGAACAGCUAGUUUGGUGACAGGACAAGUGAUCAAGGUUAGUGGCAACCCCCUAGAUUUUUCUUUCCUUAAGUUGCAAAACAUCGAAAGCUUGAAAAAGGAAGAACCCAGGUCUGGCAAAAGAAAACCCAUUGAAGAAAGUGAAGACGAAGAAGAUCAAAAGAAGAAUGAAAACUUAUUGAACCCCCAGCUUGACGCAGAGAAGCAAGAUCAAGAUAAAUAGAUGAAUCAGCAAAAGGAAACUAGUAUAAAAGCUAACAUGGCUUAAUAAAUCAACUCUCUUCUCGCAAAUAAUAACAUCUCCCUUCAAGCCAAUAAAAAUCAAAUGCUCGGACGUAAGAACGAAGACACUAAAGUAGAAGCAAAAAGAAAGAAGUUAGUGAAUGUUCAGUGCACUUCAAUAUUCCUAAACAACAAUGAAAUCAGAACAGUUAUGGGACUCAGAUCUAUCCUUGAUUCUGUCAUGUGGGAGCCAAGCAGACUUGAAUGGCUUGAUCUUUCAUACAAUUUUCUUGAGAAAAUAGAAAUCGAAAUUCUUGAAUUUCCAAAUCUCAAAACUGUUUAUUUGCAUGGAAACUACAUUUCAAAUCUAGAAGAAGCAAAAAAACUCUAAGACUUGCCAUAUCUACAAACCCUGACAUUGUAUGGAAACUUUAUAGAGCAGAUUAAAGGUUACAGAUUAUAUAUUCUUGGUAUGAUGUAUGAAAAAUAUGAAACUCUUAAGAAACUAGACUCAGUACUUAUAACCAGAAAAGAGUUUGACAAUGUAAUAGUCUGGAAUGAGAGACUAUAUGCUACUAAAAGAUAGAAGCUUAGAAAGCUAAAGCCUGAGAAUGUUAAAGCACCUCCUGAAAAGAAAGAAGACGAAUCCAAGACUGGUUAGAAUGCAUAAUAAUAGUGA